AUGCGCCUUCUCCUCGCUGGCGCUUCCGCGCUUCUGCUUCUGGCGACAGAGGCUGCUAGCCAUGCCAUCCCGGUGGCUGAAAGCAACGAGAUAGCUGUACGAUCUCAGACCUUCCGUGCAAACAACGGCGUUCAGUUCUCUGUUGAGACUGGCUUUGACCACCAUGGAGGAGAUUACAAAUCCGUUACCGCCAGCAGCCUUCACGACUGUAUCAAUUCUUCCGUCAAUGCCGCUGUCAUCAAUAGCAAAGUGACUGGUGCAGUCCGUGUGCAGUAUGUACCAACCCCGAUUACUUGUCCGGUAGAUGGUAGCAGUCGGGUGAAGAUGGCAGAUGGGCGAUACUUCACUAUUCAGUGUGGAGUUAACCAUCUCCAUGGCGACAUCGAGUCUAUCCAAACGCUGGACUUUGCUAACUGCAUCCUCCUCUGCGAUGAGGCCAAGGGCUGUGUCGCUGCUAGCUGGCGGUCUGGAACCUGUUAUCUGAAGAAAUCUUUGCAAUCGGGAGUUGCUGGCACUGGAGCCAGCACUACUGUGUUGACCGCGUUGUUGCCAGCCGAUCCAGUUUUCUGCCCGGGCCCAAGCGGCCAGCAGGUUAAGGAGACCAGCGGUAGAACCUUUACCGUCUCCAGUAAUACUGAUCAUCCUGGCAGUGACUUGAGGAACAAGCUACUGGCUAACUUUGGAGACUGCAUUGCCUGGUGUGACGAGACCACCGGCUGGUUGCCUCUGUCUAUCAUGACGGCCGAUCUGAAGAGCAAGCUCACAGCUUCUACAACGCGAACAAACAGCCAAUUUGCCGUGCUAAACUCCGUACUAAGCCCACCACCUUCACUCUGCCCGGGUCAGAAUGGCAAGCAGAUCAAGGAACCAAGCGGUCGAAGCUUUACCGUCGCUUGCAAUGUGGACCGCGCCGGUGCUGACAUGGCGUCAAAGAAGCUCAACAACUUCAACAGUUGCAUCACAUGGUGUGAUCAGACCAGCGGAUGUAUUGCUGCUGCCUAUCACGAUGGCGAAUGCUGGCUGAAGAAAACACUCUCGCCAUCUUCUCCACGCGCAAACGGGCAGAUUGCCGUGUUGAGCAGCAAGCUACCGCAGACGUCAACCCACACUACAUCUACUUCUACUAGAAAGACUACAUCCACAUCCACAACGAAGACCACAUCGACAUCUACCACGAAGACUACAUCAUCGACUACUACAGCUUCGACUACCUCGACUAGUCCCCAGUCUUCCCAGGUUUCCACUAGUGCUACUACCUCUAGCAAUGUUUCUACCAGCUUCUCUAGCGAUACCACUAUCAGCCUCCCUAGUGAUACUUCUACUAGCUCCUCUGGUACGACCUCUGCUGCGACUUCUGCUCCAUCUGAGACCACGACUCCGUCAACACCUACGACUGACUCCAACUGGGGCAGCUCAACAAGUACCACAGAUGCUCCAACAACCGCCUCAGAUACCACAUCGUCAAGUUCUGUUCAGACUACUACCGGCUCUCCAGCUCCCAGCGGUACCGCCCAAAUUCCACCUGGCCCCCUCACGCUCCCAGCUCAGCCAACUGUGACUCUUCGUCCGCUGGCGCCUCCAAACGUCGAUGUUGCAAGCACCGAGUAUCCUUCGGUUAUACUAGAUAACUCAAUCAACAUCCUUGACAUCCACUGCGACUUAGACAAGAGUCUGUCCGCCAACUUCAAUGGAGCUACAGCCUAUAAUGCCGCUAAAGAAUCCUGGGCUGAAGCUGAGGGUAGUAGCAACACCCUGAUCAUAAUCGCCGCUGCCUCUGGAUGCAGUUCAGAUGGCCACUACGUCUACUUUGUUGCUAGUCACAUUAGCUUUGACGAUGCAAGCAAGUCGGUGAGCUGUUCCGGCUCUAUCGAGUCAGCCUCCGACAUUGCCCAAGAUGCCGGCGUCGACUUUGGCUCUAUUGAGAUAUCUGUGCCCACCCUUGAGCCAAAUCCUGAACUUGCGGCAGCGUAUGGAUGUACCGCUCCUGGUUCAAAUGAGAUUGACGGGUUACCAGCAAUUUACUGUGGACCUGAUUUCCAUUAUUGUCUUAAUAAUAAGCUGGGUUACUAUUCAAUUGCAGACGAAGAUCUUGAUGCCACCUUGGCAACCGUGCUACCUGGAACCCAAGUCAGUGACCUUCAGCACCGAGGUUUGCUUAGCAAAAUUGGUUCUUUUGUUAGCCAUGCCGCUACGACACUAGUUAAUACAGUUAAGGAUGGAGCAAAGGCUAUUGGCAAUGAUAUCGUGAGCGCUGCUACGACACUUGGAAAAGAUGCUGUUUCCAACUUGAAGAACCUUGGAAAUACAAUCCUAGGAGCGGCUGAGAGUUUCGCAAAGGGGUUGAUUGCAGCUGCAACAUUCAUCAUCACUGGUGACUAUGACCGAUCGUUUGACUUUCCUGUACAAAUUGCUCCACCAAACAGCACACUAGAUGACUCUCCUUGGGGCGACGGCUUCAAGUUCUAUACAUGGACCCCCGACAAGGGCGAAUACUGGAAUGCUCAGAACGAGGCCAUUGACAAGAUUAAGGGUGUCAUCAUUGGCGAAGCAGAUCCGGAGCCCAGCGUUGAGCUUUGGUGCGUCGAUUGCCAUGCCAAUGGCAAACUUAAGCUGGUUGGUAGCGCCUCUUUCUCCAUCUUGAAGGGCCUCACCAAAGCCCAGCUAUCCAUGGAUGGAAAUUUGGAUGUUGGGCUGUAUCUCGGCAUGAAUGCCUUUGCUCAAUGGAACCCCAAGGAGGAGUAUGACUUCCUGUCCGUAGGUCUGCCUGGGCUGUCAAUCCCUGAUAUUCUCACCAUUGGUCCUGUGCUGUCCCUUGGAGUAUCUGUGGAUUUGGAUGUCAGCGCUGUUGGACAGUAUCUAGUUGGCGCUGAUAUGGAAUGGACUCAGCUUUCAGCUAAAUUAGAUGUCCUCAACCCUCGUAGCUCUUCCAAGUCAGGCUGGACACCAAACAUCCGCGACACAGUUCAGGCCGACGGCAGCUUGACCAUCAACUCUACUCUUGGACUUCCUGUUAGCCUUGGUUUUGGCCUUAAUAUCCUCAAUGGCAAAUACGAGAAGGAGAUUAAGCUUGUCGAUACCCCUGGUGUUCGUGCCAGCAUGGAAUACGACUUCACCAACGAGGUCAACAACGGCGAAGUCAACACCGAUCCCGAGGAUAGCUGUUGCGGAAUUCACUGGAGUGUUGGGAUAGUGAAUACUGUUACUCUGGAUCUCUCUGAUAUUGGCCAGGGAAAAUACAGGCUGGACGAAUAUAAUGCUCCUGUCUUUGCUUCUGGCUGCAUCGGCAAGAGUCUCACUAUCGCACCUCCUUCAACUACUGUUUCUGCUCCAACUGGCGGCACCACAUCUGUCCCCCCUAGCGGUCCAAAUUGUGCCUCUCUCACCUGUGCAAACGACGAUGGCAAGUUUUGUACUGCAAGUGGAACAACAUUCCAGCUCAACUGCUACUCGAUAUAUGCGUCAACCCUUGAGAGGGCCUUCAAGUUUAACAGCGCCGAUGCCUGCGCAAACUCUUGCGCGACUGAUAGCAGUUGUGUUGGCGUCAACUUCAUCUUCAAUCAACUCAACUUUAUUUUGCCUGACUGUCUUCAAUACUCUAACGGGCUACCCAGCUCACCUGCGCCUGUUUCUCUUAUCGGAAGCUUUAGAAAGGUGUCAUCGCCGCACAAGCGAGUUGAACUUGUCCAAUGCGCAACGACGGUGGCCACCAGUGCUUCUGCCAGCGGUACUGCCAACGCAAAGAUUCUUGUUAAGGAUACACUCACUCUCACGCCUACUGCUUCUGCAUCUUCUACAGCCACUUCAACUGAAGUCACUUCCAUGGCUUCCACUACGACUUCUCUUACAGCCACUUCAACUGAUGCCACUGCAAUCAGCACCACCACAAGCUCCCCAGAUUCAGAUCACGUCACUGCCCCUAUCACCAUCCGCGAUGCAACUGGCCAGCUGCUGAUCAACCCCCAUGUAAACGGUAGUUCUGUAUCAAUGAAUAGCCUGACCGACGGCACCACCUUCACGGCGGAUCUUACCAGUUCCCUAGUGUAUGGUGACUCGGCCGGUCGAAUUUUGUACUACUUUCCCAGCACUAUCUCUGCUGUAGGCGCUUCACGUCUGCGAUUGGGCACUUGGGACGCCAUUCCCAUCGGUGCUGAGAUGAUCAUGUUGUUCCCUACAGUUACUGACACGGGAGUGACGGUUCUUGUGGCCAUGGACAGCACUCAACACAUCUUUUAUCCCUUUCUCUGCGAUAUCGAAGGCCAACUAAACAAAAUCUUCCUCGUUUCUGAUGCAACAACCGGUGCGUCUAAGCUGAUGGAUUCCGACUUGACAUACACCGUUAUUGGCGGUGUUGCCCGGUCGUGCGUCUCGCUCGCCAUGGUAGCCAAGGAUCUGCCCGGUUGGAAUUCCACCAAGGCUACGCCUACACAGUAA
Messenger RNA from Trichoderma virens Gv29-8, 4431 nucleotides. RefSeq lists its product as uncharacterized. Gene Ontology annotation, molecular function: protein tyrosine phosphatase activity. The record is from RefSeq and is a predicted model, not a curated record. The coding region runs from base 1 to 4431 and encodes 1476 amino acids. The transcript has 5 exons. Lineage: Eukaryota; Fungi; Ascomycota; Sordariomycetes; Hypocreales; Hypocreaceae.